AUGACGAGGCGGGAACCUCGUCCUAGAUGGCACUGGUUGAUAGGUUUCGCAGUGCUACUAUCCUAUCCAUGUAGACAACUCGCCUCUCGACCAAUCCGAGAAAAGCUACUAGAUUCUGAACUCCCCCUUUGGGAAGACGAGUGGAGUUUGCGGCCACUCGUCUCGGAAAUCGUGGAAACCACCGACUUGUCGAAUCUCAAGAUAUUCCCCUCGAAUAUCUCAGGAACAUACAAAGGCACAUGGGAGGUCGCGCGGAACUCCUCGUCGUCGCGAUUCCCGGACCUGCAGAAGAACUCUGGAAAUAUUAUUUUCCAAUUAAAGACCAGCAGCACGGCUCGUCCCGAGGUUCACUACGUCCAUGGAGAGGUGGUGUUGCGGGACGGCAUGUAUAUUAGCGACGGAGACGUGCAUAUGAAGCUCGAAGGGGUCUACCUCCGCCCCUUCGGCCACCUUAGAAUGGUUCUUAGCAGCUCGGCGGGAGCGGACUCCACAGAAGUGGACGAAGAGAGCGCCGCCAACGGCUACCAGCUGGAACUGCACGACUCCAGUAAACGAGGCCAGGGAUCUCCAGAUCACACAGCGGUGGUGGAGAUGGCGAGGAACUGCAAGAUCAGAAUGAUCACGCACGUCUCGCCCGCCGUGUGGGAGUGGCGAAACGGAGUGCAGGAGCAUGUGCCGAGGAUAGGGGGGUCGGAGCUUCUGGCGGAAAGCAAGGGGGGACGGGGGGGGAUGGGGGGAAUGGGCGGGGUGGGGGAAUCGUGGGAGGCGGACGCUGCCCUGGUAGCAGCAGAGGAUCCGGUGGGGCGGAGGGGGGCCAUGGGGGGAGGGGAGGAGGAGGGGGAGGCGGAUGAGAGUGGGGCGCCGUGCUUUGCGACUCUGAGGAUCAACGCCACUGCUGUUGACCUGGAGGCGUACUAUAAUAAGGCUGUCAACUAUACCCUCAUGGUCACAUUCAUCUCCUUCCUGCAAGUGCUCUUCAUCAUUCGCCAGAUGGAGCACAGCAACACUCAAUCAGGAGCAGCCAAGGUUUCAAUGCUGAUGGUGGGCCAGCAGGCCAUCAUGGAUGCGUACCUUUGCCUGCUGCACCUCACAGCCGGCAUUGUAGUCGGAGCGGAGUCCCUGUUCAAUGCCUUUGCCACAGCAGCAUUCUUCAAGUUUGUAAUCUUCUCCAUAUUCGAGAUGCGCUACCUGCUCGCCAUCUGGAAGGCCCGCCGCCCCGCGCAGUCCUCGGAGAGCUGGGACCUCAUGCGGCGCGAGUUAUCGAUCCUCUACUCUCGCUUCUACGGCUUCCUCCUAGGGGGAAUUCUCCUCAUCUACCGCUUCAGCACGGCGCUGCGCUACCUGCUGCUGCUCUUCUACUCCUUCUGGAUCCCCCAGAUAGUCACAUCCGUUAUAAGGGACUCGCGCAAGCCCCUCCACGUGCACUACAUCCUGGGCAUGUCCGCCACCCGCCUCGCCAUCCCGCUCUACAUUUUCGGCUGCCCGAAAAACUUCAUGCGGGUGGAGCCGAGUCCCGCGUGGUGUGCUGCCCUGAUUGCGUUCAUGGGGGCGCAGGUGGCGGCGCUGCUGCUGCAGCACUAUCUGGGACCUCGCUGGUUCAUUCCUAAACAGUUCCUCCCUGAGAAGUACUCAUACUUCCGCCGAGUGUCAUGCCUCAUGCGCCAGAGCAGCGACGCGGAUGACAGCGGGCCGGCAGACUGCGUCAUCUGCAUGACGCCCGUGCCCAUCACCUCCCACUCCAUGGACCGCAUGGUCACCCCCUGUGACCACAUGUUCCACACGGCAUGCCUGCAGCGCUGGAUGGACAUCAAAAUGGAAUGCCCCACCUGCCGCCGCUGCCUCCCCCCCGUCUGA
Molecule: messenger RNA, 1854 nt
Organism: Closterium sp. Naga37s-1
Lineage: Eukaryota; Viridiplantae; Streptophyta; Zygnematophyceae; Desmidiales; Closteriaceae
Source: the annotation of a GenBank genome assembly